Molecule: messenger RNA, 3981 nt
Organism: Cynocephalus volans (Philippine flying lemur)
Lineage: Eukaryota; Metazoa; Chordata; Mammalia; Dermoptera; Cynocephalidae
Gene: PTPRO
Product: protein tyrosine phosphatase receptor type O
Exons: 26
Coding region: 1-3981 (1326 amino acids)
Biological process (GO): regulation of glomerular filtration; podocyte differentiation; peptidyl-tyrosine dephosphorylation involved in inactivation of protein kinase activity
Cellular component (GO): plasma membrane; GABA-ergic synapse; glutamatergic synapse
Molecular function (GO): cadherin binding; Wnt-protein binding; protein tyrosine phosphatase activity
Source: RefSeq, a predicted model, not a curated record
AUGAGUCUGCAGCCCGGAGUGCGAGUGUCCGUCGCUGCUAGAGGACCAGGGCUCCCGCCUGUCCCGCACCACGCGGACCCCGCGCCUCCUGGGCAGCCCAGAGCCUCGCCCACUCCAGUCCCCACCUCUCCACCCUUGGCCAUCAAGAACGGCAGCUCCUGGCACGUCCUGGGAGGACCCCGGGCGCAGGAGAGGAAGGGCGGCAGGCGCAGGGGGACCGGGAAGGCAGCAUGCGCCCGCCCGGAGCAGCCUCGGCGCCCGCGGUCUGAGCGGCAGCCCCAGGUCGCCAUUGUGAGCCGCCGUCCCCCCCGGGUCCCCGUCCGCGCCGCGAUGGGGCACCUGCCCCCGAGGACGCGCGGCGGCCGCCGCCUCCUGCCUCUGCUCGGGCUCUUUGUGCUGCUCAAGAAUGCUACAACUUUCCAUGUAACUGUCCAAGACGAUAAUAGCAUCAUCAUUUCUUUAGAAGCUUCGGAUGUCAUCAGUCCAGCAUCUGUGUAUGUCGUGAAGAUAACUGGUGAAUCCAAAAAUUAUUUCUUUGAAUUUGAGGAAUUCAACAGCACUUUGCCUCCUCCUGUUAUCUUUAAAGCCAGUUAUCAUGGCCUUUAUUAUAUAAUCACUUUGGUAGUGGUGAAUGGAAAUGUGGUUACCAAGCCAUCCAGAUCAAUCACGGUGUUGACAAAACCUCUACCUGUAACCAGUGUUUCAAUAUAUGACUAUAAACCUUCUCCUGAAACAGGAGUUCUGUUUGAAAUUCAUUAUCCAGAAAAAUAUAAUGUUUUCACAAGAGUCAACAUAAGCUACUGGGAAGGUAAAGACUUCCGGACAAUGCUAUACAAAGAUUUCUUUAAAGGAAAAACAGUAUUUAAUCACUGGCUUCCAGGAAUAUGUUAUAGUAAUAUCACCUUCCAGCUAGUAUCUGAGGCAAGUUUUAAUAGAAGUACCCUCGUGGAGUCCAGUGAUGUUAGUCAUGAACCCAAACAGCAUAGAACUGCCCCUUAUCCACCUCGAAACAUUUCUGUCCGCAUUGUAAACUUGAACAAAAACAACUGGGAAGAACAGAGUGGCAGUUUCCCAGAUGAAUCAUUCAUGAGAUCACGAGAUACAAUCGGAAAGGACAAACUCUUCCAUUUUACAGAUGAAACUCCAGAAAUUCCCUCUGGCAACAUUUCUUCUGGUUGGCCUGAUUUGAACAGCAGUGACUAUGAAACUACGUCCCAGCCAUACUGGUGGGACAGUGCGUCUGCAACUCCUGAAAGUGAAGAUGAAUUUGUCAGUGUACUUCCCACGGAAUACGAAAAUAACAAUACACUCAGCGAGACUGAGAAGUCAGCAUCAGGCGCUUUCUCUUCUUUCCCUGUGCAAAUGAUAUUGAGCUGGUUACCACCAAAACCACCCACUGCCUUUGAUGGGUUCCAUAUUCAUAUAGAAAGAGAAGAGAAUUUUACUGAAUAUUUGACAGUGGAUGAAGAAACGCAUGAAUUUGUUGCAGAACUGAAGGAGCCUGGGAAAUACAAGUUAUCUGUGACAACCUUCAGUUCCUCGGGAUCGUGUGAAACUCGAAAAAGUCAGUCCGCAAAAUCACUCAGCUUUUAUAUUAGUCCUUCAGGAGAGUGGAUUGAAGAGUUGACUGAGAAGCCCCAGCAUGUGACCGUGCAUGUUUUAAGCUCAACCACUGCCUUGAUGUCCUGGACAUCUUCCCAAGAGAACUACAACAGCACCGUUGUUUCUGUGGUGUCGCUGACCUGCCAGAAACAGAAGGAGAGCCAGAGGCUUGAAAAGCAGUACUGCACCCAGGUGAACUCGAGCAAAGCUAUUAUUGAAAACCUGGUUCCUGGUGCCCAGUAUCAGGUUGUGAUGUACCUAAGAAAAGGCCCUUUGAUUGGACCACCUUCAGAUCCUGUGACGUUUUCCAUUGUUCCUACUGGAAUAAAGGAUCUAAUGCUCUAUCCCUUGGGCCCUACAGCAGUGGUUCUGAGCUGGACCAGACCUUACUUAGGAGUGUUCAGAAAAUAUGUGGUUGAAAUGUUUUAUUUCAACCCUGCAACGAUGACAUCAGAGUGGACGACCUACUAUGAAAUAGCAGCGACUGUCUCCUUAACUGCAUCAGUGAGAAUAGCGAAUCUGUUGCCGGCGUGGUACUACAACUUUCGGGUUACCAUGGUGACGUGGGGAGAUCCAGAAUUGAGCUGCUGUGACAGUUCCACCAUAAGCUUCAUAACAGCCCCAGUGGCUCCAGAAAUCACUUCUGUGGAAUAUUUCAACAGUCUGUUAUACAUCAGUUGGACAUAUGGGGAUGACACAACUGACCUGUCCCAUUCUAGAAUGCUACACUGGAUGGUUGUUGCAGAAGGAAAGAAGAAAAUUAAAAAGAGUGUAACACGCAAUGUCAUGACUGCAAUUCUCAGUUUGCCUCCAGGAGACAUCUACAACCUCUCAGUAACUGCUUGCACCGAAAGAGGAAGUAAUACCUCUUUGCUCCACCUUGUCAAGCUAGAACCAGCUCCUCCCAAGUCACUCUUUGCAGUGAACAAAACUCAGACUUCAGUGACUUUGCUGUGGGUGGAAGAGGGAGUGGCUGAUUUCUUUGAAGUCUUCUGUCAGCAAGUUGGCUCCAGUCGGGAAACCAAACUCCAGGAACCAAUUGCUGUUUCUUCUCAUGUCGUAACCAUCUCCAGCCUCCUUCCUGCCACUGCCUACAACUGUAGUGUCACCAGCUUUAGCCAUGACAGCCCCAGUGUUCCUACAUUCAUAGCCGUCUCAACAAUGGUUGCAGAGAUGAAUCCUAAUGUGGUGGUAAUCUCAGUGCUGGCCAUCCUUAGCACACUCUUAAUCGGACUGCUGCUUGUUACCCUUGUCAUUCUUAGGAAAAAGCAUCUGCAGAUGGCUAGGGAAUGUGGAGCUGGAACAUUUGUCAAUUUUGCAUCCUUGGAGAGAGAUGGAAAGCUUCCAUACAACUGGCGUAGGAGUAUAUUUGCUUUCUUAACCCUGCUACCCUCAUGUCUUUGGACUGAUUAUCUUUUGGCAUUUUAUAUUAAUCCUUGGAGUAAAAACGGUUUAAAGAAGAGGAAACUGACUAACCCGGUUCAACUGGAUGACUUUGAUGCCUACAUCAAGGAUAUGGCCAAAGACUCUGACUAUAAAUUUUCUCUGCAGUUUGAGGAGUUGAAAUUAAUUGGACUGGACAUUCCACACUUUGCUGCUGAUCUUCCACUGAACCGAUGUAAAAACCGUUACACGAACAUCCUACCAUAUGACUUUAGCCGAGUGAGAUUAGUCUCCAUAAAUGAAGAGGAAGGUGCAGACUACAUCAAUGCCAACUAUAUUCCAGGAUACAACUCACCACAGGAGUACAUUGCCACCCAGGGGCCGCUGCCUGAAACCAGAAAUGACUUCUGGAAGAUGGUCCUACAACAGAAAUCUCAGAUGAUUGUCAUGCUCACUCAGUGUAAUGAGAAGAGGAGGGUGAAAUGUGACCAUUACUGGCCAUUCACAGAAGAACCUAUAGCUUACGGAGACAUCACCGUGGAGAUGAUUUCCGAGGAAGAGCAGGACGACUGGGCCUGUAGACACUUCCGGAUCAACUACGCUGAUGAGAUGCAGGAUGUGAUGCAUUUUAACUAUACUGCGUGGCCUGAUCACGGUGUGCCCACAGCAAAUGCUGCAGAAAGUAUCUUGCAGUUUGUAUACAUGGUCCGACAGCAAGCUACCAAGAGCAAAGGCCCCAUGAUCAUUCACUGCAGUGCUGGAGUGGGACGGACGGGAACAUUCAUUGCCCUGGACAGGCUCUUGCAGCACAUCCGGGAUCAUGAGUUUGUCGACAUUUUAGGGCUGGUGUCAGAAAUGAGGUCAUACCGAAUGUCUAUGGUACAGACAGAGGAGCAGUACAUCUUCAUCCAUCAGUGCGUGCUGCUGAUGUGGACGAAGAAGAAGCAGCAGUUCUGCAUCAGUGAUGUCAUAUAUGAGAAUGUCAGCAAGUCCUAG